GAUCAAGAACGCAGGCAGUCCACAAGGGCAAGCGAAUAUUCACGCCUGCUCUUCAUGCCCCCAUCAGCAUAUGGCCCUCUCGCUCAGGAGGACGAUCGAGAAGACGUUGAUGUAGCAUCGAUGACUCGCGCUUCCGGGCAUGGGUUACUGCCACGACCUCCCGUAUACUACGGAGAAGGACCCUUUGACCCACCAAGUUCAGACGAUGAAUCAGAGGAGCUCCUGAGUAAACAGGAAGCAGGAUCAGAUGGACUUGCCGAACGGGGCCAGAUAAUGGCAAAUGAAGUGGGAAGUUCAGGGUUGUAUGUCGGACGACGCCGGGAAUGGUCGUCCAUGCGAUGGUUGGUAUUUUCUCUGGUCGGGCUGGUGUCCUUCGCAGCUGUAAUUGGUGUUUUCGCUGGUCUCUCGUACAAAGAGACAAAACACAUUGUUAGAGGUAACGAGCAGAUAACUAUGGAUCAUAUAUUCAAUGGCACGUUCUCGGCCGAACGAGCCAGCCUUAAUUGGGUACCAGAAGCCGGUGACGGAGUAUUUUCUAUCGAGCAGCAUGGUUUCAUCACACUGGUGGACCUGAAGACAAACACCUCGACCAAUCUUCUUGCAACGGAAGACGUGAAAGAUGAACAUGGGAGGCGUCUCUAUUGGUCUAGUUGGAGACUUUCUCCCGAUAUGAAGUACAUGCUCGUGAAGGCAGACACCCGCAAGCAAUGGCGUUGGUCGAGCUUUGGAAAUUACUAUGUGCACAACCUGGAUACUAACGUAACUCGUCCGAUAAUUCCUCCCUCGCAUCCGCCUGUCACCGCAUAUGCUACCUGGUCUCCCACUGGAGAAAGCAUCGCUUAUGUUGUGAACAACGACCUAUACGUCCUUGAAGCCCCCUCUGCGUCAAGCACGCCAAUACGUAUCACUGCGUCCGGCAACGCGUCACUGUUCCAUGGCGUCCCUGACUGGGUGUAUGAAGAAGAAGUCUUCGGCGCAGACUAUGCCCUCUGGUGGUCACCAGACUCAAGCAAGAUCGCAUACCUCGCGUUGGACGAAACCUUGGUCGACGAGUUUAUCUUCCCUAUCUAUAACCCUACAAACGACGCCAAUGCCGUAAUACCCUAUACAGAACAGGUCACGAUGAAGUACCCUAAACCUGGGUACAAUAACCCUCUCGUGUCUGUGCACGUGUUCGACGUGGCCAGAUACUUGCAAGAGAGAGCCAUCGUGGAGGAUGUUUUGGCCGAUGAGUUCACUCUAGAGCUUGAUUGGAGUGGAAGACAUCCGAAAAACAACAGUAUCAUCACGGAGGUUACCUGGGUAGGGAACAAUAGUCUGCUUGUCAAGGAAAGCAACCGCAACGCCGAUGUAGGGAACGUUGUUUGGUUCAACCUGGACGACACACGCAUGGCAGGGAAGGACUUCGGGCGUGUGGUACGCAAGCUAGGCAAGGGUGGUGAACACGGGGACAAUGGUUGGAUAGAGGCGGAGCAACGUAUCUACCCUCUUCCAUCAAGUUUGACAGGUAGUGUCUCCGCGUAUCUAGAUAUCGUGCCAACAAAGGAAGGGUUCAAUCACAUCGCGCUGUUCACUCCUGCCGAUUCAAGCACGCCUAUAUUCCUUACAUCAGGAAACUGGGAAGUCACGGAGGGUAUCCAGGCAGUAAAUACGGAGCGUAGGCUGGUAUACUUCCAGGCAGCCAAUCCAUCCAUUGAGCGUCACAUAUAUUCCGUGCACCUUCCGACCUUGGCGAACAUUACUGCUUCGGCGCUGCAGAAAGAGCCAACCUUGUUACCCGAGAGUUCAUCUACCGGAUAUUAUGGUGCUCGCUUCUCGCCGAUGGCCGGUUUUUAUCUUCUAAGUUAUGAGGGUCCAAAUAUUCCAUGGCAGAGGGUCGUGAAAACUAAUGACAGCGCAUUUAAUUUCGUGCUCACGGACAAUGUUCAUUUGAACGAAACAUGGACGCGCUUCGAGGCGCCCAUCAUUCAACACUCCACCAUCGAGAGCGAUGGCUAUGAAUUGAAUGCAGUGGAGAUUAGGCCUCCGCAUAUGGAUGAUUCCGGACGAACGAAGUAUCCUGUACUUUUUCGUGUAUACGGAGGGCCAGGUUCCCAGCUUGUCAAUACGCAGUUCAAUCGCGAUUGGCACCAUUAUGUGGCGUGUGCCUUGCAAUACAUCGUUGUGACUGUCGAUGGGCGAGGAACUGGGAUGAAGGGCAGAAAGCUUAGAAACCCGGUCAAGGGCAAUCUGGGCUGGUGGGAAGUCGAGGAUCAGGUCAAUGCCGCCAGACUUUGGGCAUCGAAGGACUAUGUAGAUGUGAAACGCAUUGGCAUCUGGGGUUGGUCUUACGGCGGUUUCAUGAGUUCGAAGAUUGUAGAAAAAGAUGCAGGCAUCCAUUCAUUGGCCAUGGCAGUGGCGCCUGUCACAAGCUGGCAGUUGUAUGAUUCAAUCUAUACGGAACGCUAUCUUAAUCUUCCCGACUUGAAUCCCGGAGGAUACCAGAAUGCCUCUGUAUCAAACGUUACCGCAUUUUCCAAGAUGGAAUACUUGCUAGCUCAUGGAAGCGGAGAUGACAACGUGCACUUCGCCAACUCGGCACACCUGUUAGAUAUGCUCACAAAGGCCCAAAUUCGAAAUUUUAGAUUCAGGAUGUUCACGGACAGUGAUCACGGCAUCUCUAAAAGAGGCGCAUAUCGAGAGCUAUAUGAGUACAUGACAGGCUUUCUAUUGGAGAAGUGGGGGAAAGGAGGUCGUCGGCGGGGAUGAACUGCUGGUUGAAACGGUGAGUGACAAGAUGGGGUAUAGGCUGCACUACGGACUGCCGAGCGAAGAUAGCAGAUGCCUAGCAAUGUGAUAUUUAUUUGAAACCUUAUGCAAUCACAACUGGUGUGGGAGGAUUAUGUUC
Molecule: messenger RNA, 2887 nt
Organism: Heterobasidion irregulare TC 32-1
Lineage: Eukaryota; Fungi; Basidiomycota; Agaricomycetes; Russulales; Bondarzewiaceae
Product: dipeptidyl aminopeptidase
Exons: 15
Coding region: 55-2748 (897 amino acids)
Biological process (GO): proteolysis
Molecular function (GO): serine-type endopeptidase activity; dipeptidyl-peptidase activity
Source: RefSeq, a predicted model, not a curated record